UUUUCAUAAGUAUACAAAAUUAGUACGACAUAAAAUUGUCAGGGUGCCAUAAACUUUCUUUAAAAAUUGCCAACAAAAACCAAUGUUUCAUGAAUAUAAUGGUAGGUAAUUAGAUUAUUUUUAGUUACUUCCUACUGUGAACUAAAUAAUUGUACAUGUCACCUUCUUCAGCAAAUUAUUAUCUAAACAAUAUAUGGUGAUAAAUUUAAGAUUAUCGAUAAUUUUUGUUAUAAAAGUAAAUAAUUCGCCAGUAAUAUGUAGUCAUUGUUCGAGGGUGUUUAAAGUUCGAGGGUAAAGACUAAAGACGCGUCCAAAAACUGUCCAUAAAACGAGUUAACGAUGGCUGAUCCCAGGCGAAGUAACAUAGCAAUACCAAGUGACGCUGGAAUAUUUUACUUAAAUGAAUUAACACAUCGCCUGGUCGCGAAAACUGGAAUACCUGACGACAGGCACCAUUUGGGAAAGAUCAUAUUGGAAAAUCUAAGAGAUAAAAACAAUUCAGAUUUUGUGCUGCAAAUAGACGGAGCUACUGGGGAGUCAGAGACCUUCGGAUCAGUAUUAAAGAGAUCAGUGCAAUGUGCUAACGGGCUCAGAAAACUGGGUCUUAAGACCGGUGACGUCAUUAUCUUAAUGGCACCAAACCAUUUGGACUUGGCCAUUCCGUUCUACGCAGCCUUGUAUCUUGGUAUUACUAUUGCUCCUAUUGACACAUUGUUAAGAGUCAAUGAGCUCGGAGACACAUUUCGCAUUGAUGUCCCAAAAGUAAUAUUCUGCCAAAAUGAAAAACUAUCUGACGUUCUGGCAGCUUCCGAGGUAUUAGAGGAAAAACCAAAAGUUAUUACUUUUGACAAAAGCGAUCGAGUACUUAGCUUCGCGGACUUUCUCAAAAACCAUGGCAACGACGUCAGUGUUGAAGAUUUCAGGGCUUCCGAUUUCUCGCCAAGGUCUACACUAGCAAUUCUAGUAACCACCAGUGGCACCACAGGCAAACCCAAAUCAGCCGCCGUUACACAUAAAAGUUUUGUGAUGUCUAUGAUGUACUUGUGGCAGAUCUCUUCUACGUUUCCGACACCGACAAGAUUACCACUAAUCAUAUCUCCAAUUCAAUGGCUGUCAGCGAUUGUACAUUUCUUGGGCUCACCAGUCUUUAAGUACACUCGACUGCAAUCUACCAAGACAGUGACGCAAGAACACGCUUACUUCUUGAUAAACAAAUACAGACCAUCAUAUAUUAUUUCAAGCCCUACAAUGUUAACAACCCUUAUAAAACCUGGUGAUAGAGAGAAAUGUGAUUUUUCAUGUUUCGAAACAAUAUUUAUUGGCGGAGGUGCGGUACCUAAUAAACUUAUGGAAGAUGUGAAGAUAUUAAUACCUAACGUGAAAGUAACCAAUGGUUAUGGUAUGAGUGAAGCUGUUGGAAUGGUACUGCAAGCAAUUGGUUCUGUCCCCGGCUCUUGUGGGAAACCUUAUGGGCCAUUCCAAUAUAAGUUGGUAGAUCCUAUAACUGGUGAAGAUAUAUAUGAACCGAACAAACCCGGAGAGUUGAGGCUUCAAAGCGAAGUUCUUUUUGCGGGUUAUUAUAAUGAUCCUGAAGCGACAGCAGCAAUUUUCGAAGACGGAUGGUUGAAGACAGGAGACAUCUUCUACCGAGAUGAAAAUUGGAACUUCUUCUUCGUGGAUCGAUUGAAACUGUUGCUUAAGUACAGAAAUCAUCAAAUCUCGCCAGUGGAAGUGGAGGGUGUGAUCCGACAGCAUCCGAGCGUGUUGGACGUGGCGGUGGUGGGGAUACCAGACCCCGAGUGCGGAGACUUGCCGGUAGCUUGCGUGGUGCCUAAACCGGGACACACUAUAGUUCCGCAACAAAUCAAGGAUUUAGUCAAAAACACGUUAGCGGAUUCAAAGCAGCUGAGAGGCGGAGUGAACGUGAUGAGGGAGCUGCCUCUCACCGCCACUACUAAACUGCACAGACAAAAACUUAAUCAAAUGGUCCUCACCGCGCAGAGAGAAUAAAAAUAAUUAUUUAUCAAUACAUAAUAAAACCGUAGAAAUCA
Manduca sexta (tobacco hornworm) is the source of this 2051-nucleotide messenger RNA. RefSeq names its product luciferin 4-monooxygenase-like. The transcript is spliced from 12 exons. Gene Ontology annotation, biological process: fatty-acyl-CoA biosynthetic process; long-chain fatty acid metabolic process. Gene Ontology annotation, molecular function: long-chain fatty acid-CoA ligase activity. The record is from RefSeq and is a predicted model, not a curated record. The coding region runs from base 340 to 2010 and encodes 556 amino acids. NCBI's taxonomy places the organism in Eukaryota, Metazoa, Arthropoda, Insecta, Lepidoptera, Sphingidae.